Molecule: messenger RNA, 1242 nt
Organism: Mesorhabditis spiculigera
Lineage: Eukaryota; Metazoa; Nematoda; Chromadorea; Rhabditida; Rhabditidae
Source: the annotation of a GenBank genome assembly
AUGGAACGGCACGCCGUGGUCACCGAGGUGACCCAGGAUGCCGUCUCCGCGGCCACACUCCAGAAGGUGCGGUUGAAAAUGAAAAACCUGACGCUACACCAGCACGGCACUUUCUCCAACGUUUACAGAGGUACCUUAGUUGAGCCGGGCGGCCCGAUGGAGGUGGCGAUCAAGAAGACGUGGCCAGAGCCUUAUGGAGACCCAAUCUCCUUCGAAGGUGCCUUCCUGCGCGGCGCGGAUCGACCGGGGCACAAGAACAUCAUGCAGCUACUCUACACAUUUCGAAAUGACAAGGAGACGUGGAGUCGAGCCUGCGAGUCGUUCGUCUUCGAGUUGAUGCCCUUCAACCUUGGCCAGUUGAUAAAAUCGAAAGAAGCAAUCGAAAAGACGGACGUCAAGCUGUACGCGUGGCAGCUCUUCUCCGGGCUGUUGUACUUGGAAAAGAACCUGAUAAUCCACCGCGACUUGAAACCGGUGAACGUGUUGGUGGACCCGGAGAAAGGGAUUCUGAAAAUCACCGACUUCGGCUCGGCCAAAGUCGUCGUCCCCGAGCAUCCCAGCACGUUUUAUCAGGUGACCCGCUUCUACCGGCCGCCGGAGCUGAUCCUCCGCUCGACCCGCUACGAUACGACAGUUGACGUCUGGUCGGCCGGCUGCGUGCUGGGCGAAAUGCUGAAGCGGAUGGUGCUCUUCCCCGGCCGCGACACCUACGAGACGCUAAAACUGAUCGUCACCAUCCUCGGCUCGCCCAAACCCGAAGACGUCGUCGCGAUGAAGGUCACCAAGAAGUUUGUUGGGGCACCGGUGGCGCCAGCCGGGGUGAAAAUGUUACUUCCAAAAAGCGACGACGAGACGCUGCGCGUCAUGGAGCAGCUGCUCGUCUACGACCCACAGAAGCGGCUACGGGGCCAGAAAUUUCUCGAACACCCGUGGUUUGAGGAGAUUUUUCGACCCGGCGCUCGUCGAAAAUCCGGCCAGCCCAUCGCCCAGAUCAUCACCGUGUCCGACCGGGCGGCGGUCCGGGACCCGUGGGUCGUCUCCAAGUUCACCCGCAUGCAGCAGGCUGCCGAGCGGUUGCGUCGCGACAAAAAGCUCGAAUACUCGCACGGGAGCCGAUCGACCGGACAGCUGAAGCCGGGCAACGAGGCGGUGAAAAGAGCAGUUUCUGCGGAUUGUCGACCUGCUCGAGCCGUGUCGGAGGAGGGCAAGAAGGAGAAGAUCCCGAGCCCCGACGCCAUCGUC